Molecule: messenger RNA, 1227 nt
Organism: Kalmanozyma brasiliensis GHG001
Lineage: Eukaryota; Fungi; Basidiomycota; Ustilaginomycetes; Ustilaginales
Product: Beta-lactamase-related
Exons: 1
Coding region: 1-1227 (408 amino acids)
Source: RefSeq, a predicted model, not a curated record
AUGACCGCCCCCGACAAAUCGUCUCUGCAAGAAGGCGUGCAAAAGGUGCUCGACACCUACACAGCCGGCAAGGGCCCCAACAACGUUCCCGGCGCCGUAGCCUACAUCGCCGAUGCGAGCGGUAAGGAGGUUGCAUGGGCGGCCGCCGGCGUCAGCGACAUUACCAAACCCGAUCCGAUGAAGAAGGACGCCAUCUUCUGGAUCGCCAGUUGCUCUAAGCUGCUCGUCGCCAUCGCGUGUCUCCAGCUGGUGGAACGCGGUCAGCUCAACCUCGAAGACAGCAUCGCCAAGUUCCUGCCCGAAGCAGGUGAGCUCAAGAUGCUCAAGGAUGGCUCGGCUCCGAACAAGAUCCCGACGGUCAACGACACGCUGCUCAUCCUGUCCGGCCAGGCGUGUGCCCUUUUCAACCAGGACCUCGCCGACUGGUUUGCCAGCAAGGGCCUGCCACCGACGGCCAACCUGGACCAUAGCCGAGCGAGCAUCUUCACGCCGUAUGCUUCGCAGCCCGGCGAGGAGUGGAACUAUGGCUUCAACAUCGACUGGGCCGGCUUGGCCGUCGAAGUCAUCACCGGCAAGGAUCUCGAGACGUACUACCGCGAAAACAUCUUUGAGCCGCUCGGCGUCAAGGACAUCACCUUCAAGCCUAAAUCGGCCGGCCUCAUGGAUCGCCUUGCUGCCAGUCACAUGCGCGACGAGAGCGGCAACAUCCUGCCCUUCAUCCAGCUCUGUUUGGCGGACGAGGACAAGAUGGAGAUUGUCUAUCCUGGCGCCGGCCUCUACGCCAACGGCUCCGAAUACGUCAAGAUCCUCGUGGCACUGCUCAACAAGGGCACGCACCCUACUCAGGGCGGCACCAUCCUCAAGCCGGAAAGCGUCGAGCUGUUGAAGAAGGACCAGCUUCACGGAAAGCUUGUCGAUGACCUCGAGCGCAAGUUCGACGCGGUGGUUCCGGCCGUGAUGAGCGAGAACUUUGCCGGCUGCUGCGCGCCCGGGCUCAAGAAGAACUGGGCCUACGGUGGCCUGAGGCUCAAGGAGAAGCACCCGACUCGCGGUCUCAGCGAAGACUCGCUCAGCUGGUGCGGGGUUCAGAACAGCUGGUGGUGGCUUGAUUUCAAGGAUGGUACUUGUGGCAUGGUGCAUACGCAGAUGAGUCCAUUCCCGGACAAGGCGACCGAGGAUAUGCUGGCCGAGGUCGAGAGCCAGGUGCACGCUGCGUAUGCGAAUUAG